ACUGUCUGCCAUUUCUUUUUCGUUGAAACAUGGCAUCAGGAAAAAAAGGAAAGAAAACCAAAGGGAAGACGUUUGCUCUUACCGAUUUCUUACAGGAAACUACCGGCUCCAUUCCUGUUCAACCUAUUCGUAAAUCAAAUCUCAAUUGGGCUGAUGAGGUAGAAGAUUUUGAUGAUACCAGAAAGGCUGUCAAUGUAGUGUUACCCACUGCUCCAAAAGCUUCUAGAGAUUAUGAUGAUAUUAGCAAUACGGUUCCUAUGGAACCACCAUUUUGGGCUUAUCUUUCGAACUUGCCUUACGACGUGGAUGAAGAUGAACUUUCAGCAUUUUUUAAAAACAUGAGGAUAGCUAAUAUGAGAAUUCCAAAAGAUGACAGAGGAGGAGAAUCGAAAUCGAAAGGUUAUGGAUAUAUUGAAUUUGAAGACAGAGAAAGUUUAUUGGAAGCACUUUUCCUUCGUGACACUACAUUAAAAUCUAGAAGAAUGAGGAUAGAAGUAGCAUCAAAUAUGGAUAACGAUAGGCGAAGAGGUAGAAUGGACAUGAAUCGUGACAGGCAACAAGAUCGCAGUGAUUCUUUUGGUGAUUGGCGAUCCGGACCAAGGGCACCUUCUGACAGUAUGGAUAAUCGUCGAACAGGUUUCAAUAGAGAUCGAGACGGCGGUGGAGGUGGCGGAGGAUUUACUAGAGAAGGAAUGCGUGAUAGAGAUGAAAAAAGUUUUACUCGUGAAGGAAUGAGAGAUCGUGAUUAUGGUAGAGAUAGGGACAAUCGAGAUUUUGGACGUGACAGAGAUAGUAACAGAGACUUCAAUAGAGAUAGGGAUAGUAAUAGGGAUUCAUAUAGAAAAGAUAUUGAUGAUCGGCCCGGUGGAUGGAGAGAUGGAGAUAGACAAAAUAAAGAUGAUCGUGACAGGGAUAGGGGUUUCAACCGUGAUAGAGGAAAUUUCCGUGACUCUGACAGAGGUAGCCGAUAUGAUGAUGAUCGAAGAGGUGGGGGUUUCGGUGGAAGAAGGUUUGAUGACAGAAGAGAUGAUAAGGACAGAGAUAGACGGGAUGGAUUUUCAAGGAGAGAUGACCGGGAUACAGAGUCGUCGGAACCACGUGAAAGGCCAAAAUUAAUGUUAGCACCAAGGACAAAACCAGUAGAAGUUGUACCUGUAAAUACUACAGAAUCAGUGCCUUCAGCUUCUAUAUUUGGUAGUGCAAAACCUGUAGAUACAGCGCAGCGAGAAAGAGAAAUAGAAGAGAAAAUUGCCAGAGAGGCUGAUAAACCAAGAGAAAGUAGUAAAGAUAGAGAUGAGAAUAGAAAGCAUGAAAAUAGUGAACGAAAAAAUGUAGAUAGGAUUGAAAGAAGUAAGCCGCCACCACGCAGAAUAGAUGAUAGUCCAUCUAGAGAUAAGGAUCACAGAGAUGGACCUAGAAAGAACUAUGAUGACAGAAAAUUACCUCCUAAAAAUGAUCAAAAAUCACCAGACAGACCUGAUAAUAGGCACAAAUAUGAUAAGUCUGAAAAGCCCAAGCGGGAGGAGAAAAGAGACAGGUAUGAAAAGGAUAUGCCAAAAUUGACUGAGCCAGAACCACCGAACUUCGCCGCCAACAACAAGUUCGCUUUUCUGCCAACAGAUUCCGAUUAGCAAUACGUGAUUAUUAAAUGGUGUAAAUAUUUUCAAUAAACGUUUAAUAAAAUAUGAACUUUUUAAAACGAAUGUGAAACGGUUUUACAUAUUUAUUGUUUUAGUCAUAGAAUAUAUUUUUUGUUAAAUACAAAAAAACCAGUU
Molecule: messenger RNA, 1775 nt
Organism: Diabrotica balteata
Lineage: Eukaryota; Metazoa; Arthropoda; Insecta; Coleoptera; Chrysomelidae
Source: the annotation of a GenBank genome assembly